AUAUAAUACAGAUAAUAGAAGCUUAUCUGUUACGUAUUACUGUUUCUAAAGUUCAUAGUUUAUGCAUAAAAACUGACCAAAGAGAAUAAUCAAGUUUAUUCCUUGUGUGAAAGCACUUUAUGCAAGUUGUCAUUAGGGAAAAAUAAAAAAUGGCGCUCAUCAAAAAUUCAUAUUUGAAAUUUAUUUUUGUUUUAGUCUGUCUAUCACAGGUUCAAGGCGCACUAAGACUUAUACCUGACAAGCCUGAUAGUCCAUUCGAUGAAUUUUUCAGAGAACUCCAAAAAUCAGUUAGCAAAGUAUUUGAUAAAAUGCAAAUGAGACUAACUGAGGCUGAUAUCCACGUUGAAAAAUACUUCGAUAAACUUAAAGAUAAUGUUGCACAUUCGGAAGAUUCUAUUCAUGAAGCUAUUAUUAGAUUCGAAGAAAAUCUAGAUAAAUUCCAAAAGCAAAUUUUCGAAUUUUUACCAAAACACAUUGACCAAGCUAUUGAUGAAAUGAAAAUGAAGAAUCCAGAAUUAGCAGAAAAACUGAAGAAAUUGAAGUACGAACUGACUGAAUUAAAAGAAGAUAUUUGUAAACUAUUCGAAGAACUUAAAAAACCAUUUAUUGAACGUUACAAUGAAUUAAGAGAUGAAUUUUACUCAAAAUCGAAACCAAUUGCAAAAAGAUUGACUCCUAUCCUUAAGGAUAUUGAAGACAUUGUUUUAACUUUGAUUCCUGAUAAAAAUGAUUUUUACAAAAUGAAUGAAAUCAAGAAAUUAAAUUAAUGACUACAGAACUCUACUGAUUUUUUUUACCAAAUAUCUGUUUAUAAAAUAUUAAUAGACAAUUUUAAUAAAAUGUUAAAACUGUAUUAAAUUCA
Messenger RNA from Daktulosphaira vitifoliae (grape phylloxera), 862 nucleotides. RefSeq lists its product as uncharacterized. Lineage: Eukaryota; Metazoa; Arthropoda; Insecta; Hemiptera; Phylloxeridae. The record is from RefSeq and is a predicted model, not a curated record. The transcript has 4 exons. Bases 150 to 767 code for a protein of 205 amino acids.